Molecule: messenger RNA, 10658 nt
Organism: Halichondria panicea
Lineage: Eukaryota; Metazoa; Porifera; Demospongiae; Suberitida; Halichondriidae
Exons: 1
Coding region: 1511-3322 (603 amino acids)
Biological process (GO): transmembrane transport
Cellular component (GO): membrane
Molecular function (GO): transmembrane transporter activity
Source: RefSeq, a predicted model, not a curated record
GGACUAAUAGUAUGCUCACUAAAACACAUAACCUGUAGACGAUUAUGUCAUAGAGUCGUUAACGUAGCUCUAACAGGUCUCUGAAUAUAGAUUAACAAAGGUUUUUGCGAUCUUGUUUUUUUUUUCCAAGCCAUUAGCACUCGCAAAGUUUGCUGCAUGCAGAAGUGGGAGUAUUGUUACCCGCGGCGCGUGAGCGGCCACGGCCAUAGUAGUUUGUUGGUUUGUUUGUUUGUCUGUUGUGACAUCUGCUCACCUGGCUGCCAUAAGCACUGCGUUUACUGCAUGCAUGGAUAGCCUCCACACAACAAGUUAUUAGUUAUGCCUUAAAGCGUAGCCGCAUGAGGGAUACGGUAAAGCUGACUGUGUGUGUGUGUGUGUGCUUAUUCCAGUCGUAACUGCUCAACGGUUGCAACGCGACAAAAAGUAAGCGUUAUAGGCGUCUAGUCACGUUCUUGAUUGAAUUGAAUUUGCAAGCUAAAGCUUUGUUCUCCAGUUAUGCCUAAUGUGGAUGCCAUCCAUGCAAUAAACGUAAUGUGUUUGUGUCGCAAGCGAGGUAUACGGUAGUGUGUUUGUGUGUGUGUGUCUGUGCAGACUGCUACAGCUGCACUAAGAGUUUCUGUAGUAUAUGCUUCUAGUUAUGUUUUCUUGCUUGGUUUUCUCGAGUUUUUUGCUUACUUGGAAUGCCAUUGCAGUCUUUUCAGAAAAGUGCGUAGCAAAACUUGUCCAUGGAGUUUUGCUACUCUACUUAGUAUAGUUACCUCUGCACUAGAACGCUAGCUAUUGAAUCUAUAUAUAUACAGAUCUUGCAUUUCAUUGAUUCUUGAGCAGCUGCAGCAGUCUACACAGACACACACACACACAAACACACUACCGUAUACCUCGCUUGCUCAUGCGCACAAAGACAUAAUUACCUCUCUAUAACACUAAAUUAAAAUAAUCUUAGUUUUGAGCAAAAGCAAAGCAUGGCGAGAAGCAUUAGUGCAGUGUAGCUUGCAGCAGUAAUUUUAAUAGUAGUAGAUUUCGAUGUUUGGUUCCUGUUAUUAGUUUGCUGUGCUGUCCAACUCACUGUACUACUGUAUACAUAUUAUCACUGCUAUGGUAUAUCGUGUCACCAGCCGAGGGUUAGCACUUUAGUGCUCUAUAGUUAUGUCUUGCUAUUGUUGUGUAUAUGUAUACAACGAAGCGUAGUAUGUAUGUAUGUUUGUGCGAUGUUUGUAUGUAUGUGUCGUACGUCGCUCGGUUGAAUCAAGCAAAACUUACGCUCUUUAUACUCAAAGGAAAUUGUUUGGUUGAUCUACGUGCAUCAAUCUAUGCUCGCUUCGCUCGCCUUCAAUGUUCUCUAGUAAAAGUGAUUUGCAUAUUGGUGUUUUCUGCGUGCAUGUUUGUCAUAUUCUUGUGGAACUUGUGGGUUCCUCCAUAAUUCUUACCACUGAUCUACUGAUUAGAUAAACAAAGGCUAUUGCUGUUUUGGGGCAUUUCUUUAGGUAGCUAUACACUCACUGUAAGAGCAAUGGCUAGUUGUGAGCAAGGAACUAUAGAGCAAGCUUCCCUUCAUAAAACUCCUGCUCCAGAUGCCAGCAGAGAUGCCACUGAAGCCACACCACUCGUGACAAGUAAUGAAGGCAAAAAGAAAAGUGUGCUAAUCAAGUCGAAGGCUGCAAUAAUGAUUCUGUGUUGGACUGUCUUAAUGUCGUUGAUCUAUGGUAGUUUUCUGAACCCUGAAGUUUACUUGUUCGUAUUUGUUACACCCCAAUUUGGUUUGGAGACUAUUGAGAUAAUUGUAGUUACUUGCACAUAUGCUGCAACUGCUUUCUGGCUCCUAUUCUAUCCUCUAGCCGGAUACUGUGCAGAUAUUCGAUAUGGCAGAUAUAAAGUUGUGAGAUGUGGUGUGUUUACCACAUGGUGUGGACUCUUGACUGUGACUGUUAUCGGUGGUAUUGUGAACGCUAUUGCUUGGCCACUGAUAUUAUCUAGUGGAAAUGACGCCUUCUACACAGCUCUAUGGGCUUUUUUCGGGUUAGCGAUGGGUGUACUUGGACUUUUUCUGCUUAUAUCCAUUUGGAUUGCAUUUGCUGGAUUUUUAGCCAAUGUUAUUCAGUUUGGGGUUGACCAAUUACCUUCUAGAGACAGCUUUCUUUUCAUUCACUGGUUUCUCUUCACACUCUAUAUUGGAAUAAGCUUUGGGAAACUGGUAUGGAGUGCAGCUUAUGCCUCUGGUCUCAUAAGCCUUUUUUUAUUUGGAGUUGUCUUGUUAGUUGUACUAGUUUGUGUACCAGUAACAUUCUGUGUUGCUAAGCGCAGGUGGUUUGUUACUGAUACUGGCACUGGUAAUCCUUACAAAGAGGUUGCAAGAGUUGUCGGCUUUGCAAGAAGAAACAAGAUUCCUAUUCAACGCAAUGCCUUUACAGUCUUGGAGGAUGACAUACCCACUGGACUAGAUCUAGGCAAGGACAAGUAUGGAGGACCAUUCACUACCGAGCAGGUGGAGAAUGUGAAAUCAUUUUUUGGAAUUGUUGUCAUUUUACUUUCAAUUGGACCAUUCUUUACGGCUGAUAUUGCUGCAGCACCUUUUCUUAGUAUUCUGAGGAAUCAUAUGGAGGCAGAAGGCCCCUUUUACAUGCCUGAUAAUAGGGUAAAAUACAUUUUUUACUCGAUCUUCACUAAUGGUGGCACUCUGUACCCUGUUUUUAUUGUUGUUUUUGUUCCUAUUUUUCUCAAGUUUAUUUAUCCUCUGUUUCAAAAGUACUCUCUUGGUAUUCUGAGGCGAAUUGGAAUUGGUCUUUGUCUCAUCACUGUUAGUCUAUUUUGCUCACUGUUUGUGGACACCGUUGGUCACCUUCUCCCUAGUGGCCAUAGUGCUGGCUCACUGUUUGGUCCUCAGAUUUAUUAUAAUUUUAACUACACAACAAAUAAUGACACUCUUGUUGAUCAAACCCUUCAUCUCAGCCCCUUCAUUCUCAUUAUUCAGCAAGUCCUUGUUGCUGUGGCCUAUGUAUUUAUCUAUGAUGGAGUGUUUGAAUUCAUCUGUUCUCAAAGCCCUCACUCUAUGAAAGGAUUUCUCAUUGGAAUUUUGUUUGCUAGUAAAGGACUUUUUCAGUUGAUUGGUGUUCUUGGAGUUCUUUUGCCGUUUAGUUUCUGGCAGACCUCCCCUAGAGCUGGACUGGUUUAUUUCCUGGUGAACAUUCUUAUUUCAGUCGCAGGUGUUGUGGUUUUUAUAAUAGCAGCAAAGAGGUAUCAGUAUCGGCAACGUGAUGAACUUUGUAAUGUGAGGAAAUACAUCAAAGAAGUUUACGAGAAGGAUGUUAAUCAUGCACAAUCGUGAAUUUGAAUUUAAGAUCUAGAUGUUCACUUUGAGAGUAAUUCUGACUCAGAGACCCAAUGACUGCAUGUGUAGUAGCGAGAUAUUUAGGUUUGGUGAAUAAUUAUUGUUGUUGAAAUAGGAUUGUUAUAAUUUAGUAGUGACCUUUUAAAUUACUCCUCCCCUUGAGACAACUUCAGUAUAGUGAUAGCAAGGUAGUCAACAAUAAUUAUUGUCUAGAAUACUAUUCCAUUGUACCUCAUUGUUGGCAAGAGCUCCACCGUUAAUGCCCUCAUUCAGUGCAAGAAGGUCUGCCAUGCACUCUAGGGAGGAUUAAUUGUGUAACUGUGCCAUAGGGUUUAAUACAAGAUAUUUAGCUGGUAGUAUAUAAUUAUAAUGGGGGAAAUGCUUAAAUGAGGAGUCCUCUCCCGGAAAUAGUCGUGAGAGAGUUAGCAAGAAUCAAAGCUAUGUUUCUCGGAUAAUAACAUAUUUUGAUAUAAAUUCCCAAAUUUCUAUAUAGAGGGGGACUCUUGGGCUGGAAGGGAAAUCCCAGGACACCCCCCACCUCCACUCUCUUUGAAACCCUGUUUGGGAAUGUUACCCCAUUCAUGCGCAGAACACAGCAGGGGUAGAAUGAUCGGUGUGUGUUGGUGGGGGCACAAAAAUGAGCUGUUGAGCGAACUAGACACUUUCAUAGACUGCUAGCCCAGGGAAAAGAGGGCCUGGUAUAUACCCAUUGUUUGCGCGUGGGUGGAUCACUGCAGUAUACUGACUAAGAUAUCUCAAUCCCCAAGAUUCUUGGUUAUAGCAGGUAAUUCUAAUUAAAGAACAAUUUUCGUGGUAGAAUUCUAACCCACGAAAUCCGCGAAAAUUAAGCCCCUUAAAAAUUUCGCGCUAUACGGUAGAUGCGAAAAAAAUGAUGGUAGUUUUGCUCUGCUUUUCAGUGGCUGGAAUUACAAUAAUUAUUGUAUAGUAACUGCCAUGCAUUAUUAACCCGAGGCGCGUGGGCGGCCACGGGUAUAGUAGUCUGUUGGUUUGUUACCCGAGGCGCGCGUGGGCGGCCACAGGUAUAGUAGCUCAGUAGUCGGUUGGUGCUUUUCUACUCACCUGGAUGCCACAGCACUGCGUUUACAGCAUGGAUAGCCUUCACACAACAAUAUCUUGAUUUAAAUAGUGGCAGAUUUUGAUGUUAAAGCUUCUUUGUCGAGCAAAAGCUAAGAAGCUUGAACAAGCUUGUGACUAGGUCUGCUUACCUGGAUGUUCUAGCACUGCGUUUACAGCAUGAGUAGCUUCCACACAACAAGUUAGUACUUUGGCUUUUGGUGUUAAAGCUUCGUUGUCUAAUAAAAGCGAGCAAAAUGUACGUAGCUUGAACAGAACUUGCACAUGCGUUACUUAUAACUGAAGUGAUCCUGUACCAAGAAUGAUGGAACAGGGUCACUAAAGUAGAAAGCUGUAUAUACCAAGAACAAUGGAACAGGGUCACUAAAGCAGAAAGCUUGAAUUAUAGCUCCUGCUUUUAGCUGACUGGGAUUAGGACCUGGAGCCAUACUUCUCUGAGACUCCAGGCUUCUUUGCUGUGAUCCUAAUCCACAGUGCAUAUUAUCUAUAGUACUACUACCUGUUCUCAAAUGUUUCAGCAUGCCUCCAGUCUGGUUUAGUUUUAUUGCUCCUGAGUUGCUGUGCAAGUCAUGCAUGAUGAUGAUAACAACAUCACUAUAAUUAUGCACUGCAUUAUAUCAGUCUUCUGGUUUCUUUAUAAUCAUGUCACCAGCCGAGGGUUUGCACUUUAGUGCUCUAGUUAUGCUGUCUAGCAUAAUAAUGCAUAACUGUCUUAUGAUUGGAUGGGAGAUGGGAUCUUCACUCUAUUUUUGUAUGCCAUAUACAGAACUGACCACAGUGCAAUAUGCUAUAUAUUGGCACUGCAUUUCCUUUGAUUUCAGAGGUCAAACGGCAACAAGAAUGGAAAAAAUGUUUAGUGCAGUGGCCUUUACAAUUGGUGUCCUGCCAUUCUCUGUAGUGAUCGAACAAGUGUUACCAUUCAGGAUGUUUAUUGUUUCAAAACAGUUUAUCAUCAUGAGUAUUCAAUAUGUCAAACAAAUUCUUCUUGCUUUUCUGAAUCAUGGACACCACAAGGUUUCUUUGAACUUUUUAGCAUCACCAGCUUAAUUUGAUCUCCGAAAAAGUAUUGGUUAUUGCUCUGAUAAUUUCUUUGAUCCAGGGAAUUUUUCGUUUAAGGGUGGGCGCACAUAGUAACAAAUUGACAUAACUUAACCACAAAAAUGCAACGUUUAGAUCACGUGUGCAAUCUGAGACUUGCACUCAAUUUCAAUGCAUACGCUAGUAUACCGUAAGACCUCGAUUUAAGGCAACCCUCCAAAUGUGCGACACCCAGGAGCUUCAGCAAUUUUCUGACCUCUAAAAAUAGCGACAGCUGCGUUGACAAUUAUUUUUUAAUGUCGCAUUCUAAAUAGAGGUAAAUGUAGCCACUCCCUAGCCUCGAUUGUAACCCACUGGAAAAUAGUGUUUUUAAGCGACCUGAAAUCGAGGCAAGUGGACUCUGUAAAGUUACCUCUAAUUAGAUGCGACCUUCUAAAUAUGCAACACCAGGACUUCAAUAUAAUUUUUCAACCUCCAAAAGAAGCGACCUCUGGCUUCGUAAUUAUUAAAAAAAAGUGUCGCUUUAAAUCGAGGUCUUACGGUAGUAGUAACCACAAGUAACAACAUUGUGGUUUGGUGAGAAUGUCUUCAAUUAAAUUAACUACAAGCUGCAAAAAAAUCAGGUAGCUACACAAACAAUAACAAAAUAACACAAUUCACAUAAAUACAGAGCCAGAUUUGUAGCAAAGGAGUGCCUUCAGUAGUAGAUGGGACAAACGCAAGUAUGCCAACAGACCCCAGUCUCGGUACAAUCAGCACGAGUGUCCAAGUUCCUGAACUAGCAUUAGUCGCACAGCAGGUUGGUUGUCUCUUGAUGUUAAUACACUGUCUUCAUUUGUGUCGAGUGGAGGCGUUUCUCUUCAGUGCUUUGGACAUUGUACUAUCCACGAUUUGAGCUGUUCAUGGCAACAAUACUAUCCAUGGCAGUGUUGUCCUUUCUCCUCAAUGGCCACCUGCACGUUGAUACGUUCAGUUGAAUGGCUGGUUGGGUCUUCCACCAUGUUCCAUCACACAAUGGCAUCGCAUCCUUCAGAAGCUGGAGAUCCAUGCCACCAAGUUAGCAGAAUGGUCCUGUGGUCAGGUACGAAAAAAUGUUGUGAACAGGGGUGAUGACAAAAAAUGGGUUGGUUCCUAUGAUGGAUUCUAUAUACCUAACCCGGGGCCACUACAUAAUUAUUCACUGUACAUGCACAUGUAUUGUCCAGAUGAAGAAAAAUGGGGACAGUCACCUUGCUGGCAAAAAAACUUGGGAUGUAGGACCUAUACUUACACACGAUAGAACUUGUCUGGAAGGUUGGCAAACUGUGUUAUAUUAUGAUCAUACUCAUGCACAGGAGCUCAUAGGGCAUUUCCAGAUGUCCUGGCGAUGGAGGCAGUUAUGACACACCAUGCACUGAUCAGCUGCCUCCCCAACCUCCCUAUUCGGUCUGCUAAGAAGCAGAUGGAGCUAUGGACCUCACAAAAGUAGAGGUUCCACCGAUUUGAUGCCCUCAUCAGGUCUCUGGGGAAGCCAAGCAUUACUGCAGCCCAGGCAAAGAGACUGGUCCAACUUGGCCUUGAGCACAGCGCUCUGGUGACACUGAGGUCCAAAAGUGGUACUCCAGAGGCUUUUAUGGAAGCUCUGAAGGGGAAGGGAGUGAUAAAAGUUUUCUGUACUCUACGUACGCGAAUUGGGGCAUGGUCUUACAGGCUUACGCUUAAUUUAUAUUCUAGCGUACGCGUAUAUAUAAAAAGUGUUCGAUCAGCCAAAGUACAUACAGGACUUGGUCUAUAUUUAGCGUGCUGCUAUAAUUACGUAAGGUGAACAAAGUUGCACUGUAAAAAAAAGAAAUGACCCAUUUUUGGUUACUUGAAUUGCAUUUGGGUGCAAUUUUGCAAUUCAAGAAUGGGUCAUUCCAAACCAUUUUUUCGCAUGCAUGCAGCUAGCCUGCUGGAAAAAGCUAUUACCUUUUUUUUAGGCAGAGCUUUUCUUGCUCCAUGAAUAGCUAAGUUGGUGCCACAACAAGUUACAAGUUGUCAUAAACAGCUAUACUCGUAGGAUAUGAGUUUACCUUUUUUUUUUUUAGUAAAUUGUGUCUGCUGUUAUGUUACCACCCCAGAAAACCUAAGCUAUCUACGGCCCUAUUGUUUUCUGAUAACUCUUUCUUUGAGUGGACAGUCUUUUUUCAGAACGAGGAAUAAACCUGAAUUGGCCAGUUCAGGUAUGGAAGUAGAGUUCUCUACACUGUUCAGCCUUGAAACAAGCACCAAAUCAAUGGUCGAUGAGUGGACUGUGCCCGAAAAACGAGUGACAAUUUGUGAUAACGAAAAGUUACACAAACAUUUUAACAAGUGUGCAUACAUGUAAUGUGAAGGAUAGAAACUAACUUGAAGUCACUUAAAUCCGAUAGACAAGACUGAUUUAUAGUAAGUAAGUAAUGCGUCUGAGAAAGUAUCAAAAAUAGAAUAUCUUGAGGACGGUGGACGAUAAAAGACACCAAGACAUAAUUUGAGGUGAUCUCUGAUUAAAGUGACAAGCCCAAAUUCAAGACCACGAGGUCCUGAAAGUAAAAUACUAAACGAAUGCUAUAUAUUGUGAAUUUCAUAGCAUUCCUGUUCUAUCUAAUCUAAUAACAUUGUAGUUAGGAAUGUGCAACUCAUUAUCUAUACUACACAACCAUGUUUCUACUAGACAAAUAACAUCCGGGCAGUGGGUAGCCUCGAUCCCAGGCCGCACUUCCCACUUCACUUAGGGAAGUGGGCCUGGUAUCGACUGCUUGCGCAUGCGCUAAUAUCCCCCCAGUAUCUGGGGGCUUUGGAUAACAUCGGAUCCACAGCGGCAAAACGGAUACAAUAACUUUUUACUGUAAUGUCCUUAUAUUAUAAUAAUAAUUUUUAUUAUUAUCAUUAUGGAGAAUGAUCGUGAAUCGGGAUAAUGACGUGAAUCAAUAAAGCAGUCCAAUGAAAGUGUCUAGUUUGCUCAUUUUUGUGUCCACACACAUCAUUUACUCUACUCUACCCCUGCUGCGUGGGCAGGGUAAUGAUUUGGUGUUUUCUGGGUGCAUGUUGUAGGGCUCCUCUAUAAUUCUAUUAUUCUUGCCACAAUAAUUUUUAUUGAAUUAUUAGCUUUUACUUGUUCAUGCAGUGAGCAAUAACUGGGCAUUUCUUUAGAUAGCUAUCCGACUCACUAUAAGAACAAUGGCUAGUUGUGAGCAAGGAACUAUAGAGCAAGCUUCCCUUCAUGAAACUCCUGCACCAGAUGCUAGCAGAGAUGCCACUGAAGCAACACCACUCGUGACAAGUAAUCACAGGAAAUAUGGCAACAAGAAAAGUGUACUAAUCAAGUCAAAGGCUGCAAUAAUGAUUCUCUGUUGGACUGCAUUAAUGUCUUUCAUAUAUGGUUUCUUGCUGAAUCCUGAAAAUUAUUUCUUAUUCACUAACCUAUUGAUGAAAAUACCUAUAUUUUUCUCACCAAUAUUUACCAGUGAGAUGGUAGAUAGUUGCAUAUAUGCUGUAUUUGCUUUCUGGCUUCUCUUCUAUCCUCUAGCUGGAUACUUGGCAGAUGUUCGAUAUGGCAGAUAUAAAGUUGUGAGGUGUGGUGUGUGUACCACGUGGUGUGGACUCUUGACUUUUGUUCUUAUCGGUGGUAUUGUGAACGCCAUUAUUUUACCAAUUAUGUUUACUACAACUAUUGAUUCCUUUGAUUCCAUAUUUUUAUCACUUGUAGUAGUGAUUGGUAUACUUGGACUUUUUCUAAUUAUCUCCUUCUUGAUUGCAUUUGCUGCAUUUUUAGCCAAUGUUAUUCAGUUUGGGGUUGAACAAUUAAAUGAUUCUCCUUCUAGAGACAGCUUUCUCUUCGUUCACUGGUUUCUCUUCACACUAUAUAUUGGAAUAAGCGUUGGAAAACUUGUAUGGAGUGCAGCUUAUGCCACUAAUUUCUUAAACCUUUCCCUAUUUCUACUUGUCGUAUUAGUUGAGCUUAUUUGUUUACCUGCAACUUUCUGUGUUGCUAAGCGCAGGUGGUUUGUUAUUGACACUGGCAUUGAUAAUCCUUACAAAGAGGUUGCAAAAGUUGUCAACUUUGCAAGAAGAAACAAGAUUCCUAUUCAACGCAGUGCCUUUACAUUCUGGGAGGAUAACAUACCCACUGGACUGGAUCUAGGCAAGGACAAGUAUGGAGGACCAUUCACUACCGAGCAGGUGGAGAAUGUGAAAUCAUUUUUUGGAAUCGUUGUCCUUUUAUUUUCAAUUGGACCAUUCUUUACGGCUGAUAUUGCUGCAGCGCCAUUUCUCAGUAUACUGAAAGAUCACAUGAAAGCAGAGCCUAACAUUUGGCCACCUGAUAUUAGUGUAAGCAACAUUGUUGACUCUAUAUUCACUAAUGGUGGCACUCUGUACCCCGUCUUUAUUAUUCUUUUUGUUCCUAUUUUUCUCAAAUUUAUUCAUCCUCUUUUUCAAAAAUACUUCCCUGGUAUUUUGAGGCGAAUUGGAAUUGGUCUUUGUCUCAUAACUGUCAGUCUGUUUUGCUCACUGUUUGUUGAUACAAUUGGUCACCUUCUCCCUAGCGGCCGCAAUGCUACUUCAGUGUUUGCUCCUGGACAAAAUAAUUAUUACAAUGAAUUUGAUCCUACUCUCUCCCUUAAUGUCUCCCCAUACUUUCUCUUUAUUCAGCAAGUCCUUAUUGCUGUGGCCUAUGUAUUUAUCUAUGGUGGAGUGUUUGAAUUCAUAUGUGCUCAAAGCCCUCACUCUAUGAAAGGAUUUCUCAUUGGAAUUUUUUUUGCCAUUAAAGGACUAUUUCAGUUGAUUGGUAUUCUUGGAAUUCUUCUACCGUUUAGUAUCUGGCAAGACUCCCCUCGAGCUGGACUGGUUUAUUUCCUGAUGAACAUUGUGAUCUCAGUCGCAGGUGUUGUGGUUUUCGUAGUAGCAGCAAAGAGGUAUCAGUAUCGACAACGUGAUGAACUUUGUAAUGUAAGAAAAUACAUUGAAGAUUUUUACGAGAAAGAUGUGAGUCAUAAUCGUGACUUCGAAGAUUUAGAUGUUCACUUUGAGAGCGAUUCUGACUCAGACACCCAAUGAAUGCAUGUAUAUCAAGUGUAGUGAAAAUAACAGUAUGCGGAUAGAAUUAUACGUAUAGUUGCGUUAGUUUAUAUUACGUGUAUAACGUAUAUUUAUGUUGUGUCUAUAGUAUAGUAGUGAUUUACCCUCUACCUUGAGGCAAACA